Vicia faba (fava bean) is the source of this 288-nucleotide messenger RNA. The record is from the annotation of a GenBank genome assembly. NCBI's taxonomy places the organism in Eukaryota, Viridiplantae, Streptophyta, Magnoliopsida, Fabales, Fabaceae.
AUGGUGUUUUCGACUUCGCCUUCUCUUUUCCUCAUCUCGGCCUCCGACGAAAAAACUGUCUCGCAAUGGGACGUUCUGACGGGGUCGCUAAUCAAGACUCUUCACGACCAUGGCCAUUCUGCACAUUCUGAUCCUAUUAGCGUGAUUGAUUUUAAUGGCGACGGGUCUCGGAUUAUUUCUUGUAGAUAUGGUGGUCUUUGCAAGCUUUGGGGUGUUUCUACUUGUCACUGUAUGAAGACUCUCACUUAUGAUGAAGAGAUUCCUCCUGUUUCAUAUGUCAAGUUUUAA